CACCUAACGUCAGCUUGGCCAGAGUCCAGCUCCUCCAUGACCCUCAGGAUAAAACGGACCUAUUGAAUGGAUGGAGGGCAUAACGUUGCUCAUUCUAAGAAGGUGGAACUUCUCAGAUACACCGGAAAUGCAAAGACCAAGAACACCCUCAGUAUAAAAGGCCGAGGUGGAGGUGAAGUCCUCAGUCUCAUCUGAGUACUCACCAAAGGAGACCCAUCAUGCGGGACUCAAAACUUUGUCUUGUGAUCCUCCUUAUCACACCGGCCUUGACUUAUGCCCAAGACGAAGAUGCAUCUUGUCUGUUGAACAAAAGGUACAAAGCCUACCACAAGUAUGAAUACAUGUAUGAAGCUGAGUCCUUGAAUGGCAUCAAUGGAGGUUCACAUCUCAGGAAUGGUCCUAAGGUCACUUGCAAGGUUGAAAUUGAAGUUCCUCGGACAUGUAGUUUCAUCAUCCGUACAACCGGCUGCCAGCUGAGCGAGGUGCUCGACUCGGACCCAGAGGGAAAGCCUGUGUUCAGUCCUUCACCCAGUUCUGAUGCCUUUGCUGCUGAAAUGGAGAGAUAUCCUCUGAAGGUUGUGGUUGAGGGUGUGUACAAUGUGAAACUGUACACUGAGGAUGGUGAGACAACAACAGCCCUGAACAUCAAAAGAGGCAUCGUCUCUGCCCUGGCUGUGCCUCUGGUGGAAGAAGACAAGAAUAAGAACAUGCCCACUAUUCAUGGCAUGUGCAAGAGCCAAUUCACCAUCAACGCUAGAGAGGACAUUGCAACAGACAUCAGCCUCACUAGAGAUCUGUCCAGAUGUGACAAAUUUAACCCAAUAAGAGAUCACACCAGUCCUCUGGCACUUAUCUCUGGCAUGCACUACCCUCUUGCUCAGCUGAUCAGAAGCUCCCAAACCUGCAAUUACAAGUUUGACAAUGAGAAGAAACACAUGACCUCUGGCUCCUGCACUGAGAACCACAUCCUCAUCCCCUUCUCACACAAAGGAGAAUAUGGAGUUACCAAUGUUGGAAAGCAAGAACUGACUCUGGUUCAAGUUUCUCCUCACAACGACAGAGUAUUUUUCCUCAGUGAUAUCAUGAAAGAGCUUCACAUGGAUGCUGUUGAGGACAAGAGUGUUGUCCAGGAUAAAGAUGCAGCUCUGAAUCUCCUGAGAGAACUGGCCACUCUGCCCGAGACCGACGGUGAGAGGAGGGCCCACCUCUUCCAAAAGCUGGUCUCCAUGGUCCGUGGAAUGAAGACCGAGACUCUGACUCCUGCCGUUCCUGAGGCUCUGGAAGUGUCCCGUGUCCUGACCUACCAGGUUCUGGCUCAGUGUGGAACCCCUGAGUGCAGCAGCGCCAUCAUGCACAUCCUCAGGACCUUCGACACUGCCUCGCUCGAGGUUGAUGCUGCAGUUUUCGCGAUGGGAAUCAUGUCCAACCCCUCUGCCCUCCUGAUCCAUGACUUGCUGGAGAUGGCCAAAUACAAGACCAGCAAGCCCAUCAUGUAUGCCCUGAGCAAUGUUGUCAAGAGAUUUUACAAAGCUGAAGAAAAACUGAUCCCUGAGAUUUACUCUGUUGCUGAGUUCAUGGCUGCCCAGUUGGGUGACUGUACUGGAGACAAGGAUAACACUUUCAUGACACUGAGAGUUAUUGGAAACAUGGCUCCAGCUGUGAUUCCUGUUGGUCCUGCACUCAGAGGUGCUGUGAUGCAAUGUGUGAACCAACCUGCAGCUUCUCCAGCUGUGCAGCAGGCUGCCAUCCAAGUGUUCAGGCUGACCCCCGUCCCUGAGGAGGUAAGGGACGUCUUUAUGCAGGUUCUCUUGGACAGCGCAAGCCCCGUACAAAAACGUAUUGCUACAUAUCUGGUCCUCAUGAAGGACCCACACCCAAGUGAACUGACCCAGCUGGCUAAUGCCUUGCCCAGUGAGCAGGACCAACAAGUCAAGAGCUUUGUCAUCUCCCACAUCACCAACAUUUUGUCCUCAAGUGGGCCUGAGACCCAGGAACUGAGACAGAAGAUCCGUGAUGCCCUGCAGGGUAAUGAGAUCGGAACCAUUAUGGAUCCCACCAAGUUCUCUCGCAACUACAAGAUUGGAUCCUUGGAGGGCAACAUGAUCUUUGAGGACACCAGCUACCUGCCCAAGGAGGUCAUGCUUGAAAUGACUCUGAAGGCAUUUGGCUUUGACAUCGACAUGAUGGAGAUUGGCAUGGAGGGCAAAGGAUUUGAGCCAACAGUUGAUGCUCUGUUUGGAGAGAAUGGAUUCUUCCCUGACACUGCCCUGAAGACGAUGUACUUCGUCUCUGACAACAUGCCCCAGAGAGUCAAUGAGAUCCUGCAGAGCAUAAUGCCUGCUCACAAAAGAGACAGGAUGAAGAGACAGGCCUCCCACAACUUUAUGAGAGAGAUUGGACGCAAUAUCAACAAACUGGUGAGGGAAGUGAAGUCUGCUGACUCUCCAGAAGUGAUGGUUUAUCUGAGGCUUUUGGGAAAUGAGCUGGGUUAUCUGAAGACCAGUGAAAUUGAGGGGAUGGCCUAUUCUGCUGCCAUGAUGAUCGACAGCAUGCUUAAGAUGUUCCCAGCUGAUAUUAUGAGGGCACUGAUGACUAAGGCUGACAACACAAUCUUUGCCCACUACAUCUUCAUGGACAAUGAGUUCUUCCUGCCUACUGUCACUGGUGUGCCUCUGAGGGUUUCACUGUCUGGUACUUUCACCCCUGGUAUCAAGGGUGGACUUAAGAUUGCUCAUGACAUGAGUGAAGUGACCUUCAUGCCCUCUGCUGCCCUCGAGUUUGUAACUCAUGUUGGCUCCCACAUCCCAGAAUAUGUCAGUUCUGGAUUUGAAAUGCACACCAACAUGUUCCAUGAGAGUGGUCUCAAUGCCAAGAUCCUCGUUGGAAGCGACCAAGUCAAGCUGACCAUUCCUGCUCCAACGAGUCCAACAAAAUUCAUCAAAAUAUCAAACAACCUUGUUGCAGUGACAGGAUCAGAAAUGAAGACCAUCCCUCCAAUGGUGAUGGACAAGGUUGAUGUUCGUGAGUGCACUCCAGUCUUUGCUGGAAUGAAAUACUGCUCUGAACUACAGUACACUGAUGCUUUCUCUCAGGAGACAGCCCCGUACUUCCCCUUCACCGGAGACAGCAAAUUUGCUGUGGAGUUCCAUCCUACUGGUGAAGUCACUGAGUACACAGCCACUGUUGAAUACGAGCUGCUCAAAGAGGGAGAGGAGGGCCGGCAGAAGGUUGACUCUGUGAUCUUUAUUCUGAGGGCUGAGGGUGCAGAUCCCACUGAAGCCAGAGCAGUCAUGAAAUAUAACAGAAAGAAGAAUGCAAUCACAGCUGACCUCCAGAUCCCUGACUACGAUGUGGAGGCUGGUCUUAGGUUGGGUGUUGUUGAUGGAAACACCAAGGGCAAAGGCACUCACUCCAUCUCUCUCGACUUUAUCAACAAGAACAUCCCUGUGCUCUCUCUGGUUGGCCGUGCCAAUCUGAAGGCCAUGAAGGAAGGUAUGCUGCAAGUUCAGCUUCUGGUUCCCUCCAUCAAUGCUGAUGCCACUGUCACCGCUAACAUGAAACAAGAUGAAGAGCUGGAACUGGAAGUUAAGAGCGACAUCAAGUUCCGGGAUAUGAGAUCUGAGCAGGAAAUUGAUAUGAAAUAUGAUGGCAGCAAGAUUGAGGUUGAUGUCAAGUCUGACAUGAACACUAAAACAACCAUCAUUUUCACUGAUUUUGUUGAGACGUACGGCAACGAUUUUCUUGACAUGCAAGUGGGUCAGACAGACAUGAAAGUCCGUCAUAUCUUCAAGAAAUCUGUGGAGGCAGCAAACAAUUACAUGGAGAAGUAUGGUGCUGAUUAUCCUUACAUUCAGAACUUCAGAGUGCCUGACAUGCCUGAGAUUUCCCUGCCAGAUACACUGUUCCUGAACGCUGAGGCCAAAGGUGUCUACUACUUCAAUGAUGAUCGCAUCACAAUUCUUAUCCCUCUCCCACUUGGAGGAAAGUCAACAGAAGAUCUUAAAUUCCCACCAGCUUUGACCACUCCCAGCCUGUCUCUACCCCAGUUUGGACUGGAAAUCGUCUCCAUGGAAAUUCCCAUCCCAGAGUUUAUUGUUCCUGAGAGCUUCACUCUGUCCAUUCCUCGCUUUGGAAAAGCUGAGGUUUCAACUGUGAUGAAAAGCAAUCUAUAUGACAUGGAGGCUUCAAUGGCUGUUGGCAAAGAUGUUGUGGAAACACCCAGCUACUCAGCUAAGUUUGAUGUGACAGGAACCUCCCCAAUUGAGAUCCUCUCCGUGAAGAUGGAAGGCUCUGGGAUGUUGGCCACCACUGAUUCCAUCAAAGCACAGCUGAAAAGCUCUUUGGCCCAUAAAUUCAUUGAAGCCACUUUUAGUAUCACUGAGGAUGCAACCAUCACAGAUAAAAUCAAUUUGAAAUCUAGCAGCAAGAUGGAAGCCAAAAGCCCAUUUGGUCUCAAUGUCGUCCUAGAGCACAAUGGCAUGUUUGGAAUCAACACAGAAGAAAUGUCUGCAGACAACAACUUUGAGGGGAAGUUUGCAGCUGGACCCAUCUAUGGCAAGACCACUUCAACCCAGUCAUUCAACAUCUUCCCAUUCAGACCAGAAGCAAAGCUUGAUUCUACUGUUCAGUUAGACUCCACCUUUGUUAAGGCCCACAACACAAUUGCUGCAACACUUCUCAAUGGUGAAUUCUCCGCUGUGUCUAACACUAAUGCCUUUGAAGACACCUUCACUCAUGUUGCUGACCUUUCCUUCAAAGACAGCAAGUUGUCACUGAAAUGUGAUGCAAAUGCCUUUGCUUUUGGUAUGAAGAUCCGCAACCACGCUGAAGCAUCUGCUGGUGCCAGUGAAAUGACCAUGAAGAUGGAAACAAAUGCAGACCACUCUGACAACCGUGUUUACUCUCUGCUGACUGCUUCUCUUGAUGUCAAUGGUCUGGCUGUCAACAGUGAUGCCAGUGUCAAGAUUCUUGAGAAUGAGGCUACUCACAAGGCUUCUCUGAAAAUGAACAAGGAUGGUUUGACCACAAGUGGAACAACUACCCUCCAGAGCCCCCUGUCCUUUGAGAACACCUUUGAUGCUGGGCUUGAUUCUACAAGGGCCUCUCUGUCCAUUAACAACAAGGCAGCAGUGAGUGAUAUGAAGGUUGACAAUGCCAACACUCUGAUCAUUACUCUUUCUAGCCUUGACUUCACCUCAAAGGCUGAAGCCACUGCAAGUGAGUAUGCCUCUUACACUCAUGAUGUCACCUUUGACCUGAAACCCUACACUGCCUCUGCAAAUGUUAACAAUAACCUCAAACUUCUGAAUGCCAACUUCAUUAAUGAGGCUCAACUGCAGGCAGAGCUUUACAAGAUGGACCUGACUGGAAGCCUGAAGGCCAUCUAUGGUGAGGAAGAGAUCAAGCACACCUAUCAGGUCAGUUAUGCUGAUAUGAGCGCCAACGCAAAGUGCAGCACCACUGGAAAACUCUUUGGGACUCAUAUGAGCCACAACACUGAACUCGAAGUUAUCGGUCUGGCAGCUAGGAUCAGCAAUGACGCCCGCUUCAACUCACAGCCAGUGCGCUUUGACCACACCAUCCGUUGCAGCAUUGUUCCUUUCGAUUUCAACCUUGAUGCCAUCUUCAAUGCUGAUGGAGACAUGACCCUGUAUGGAAAGCACAGUGCCCAGCUCUAUGGCAAGUUCCUUGUGAAAGCACAACCUCUGGCUUUUGCCAGCUCACAUGAAUGUAGAGCAUCAGUGAACCAGCAGCUGAAUAAUGGUUUGUCCAUUGAGACAAUUUUUAACCACAACAUGGAUACUGCUCUCUCACUCCAAGAGCAGAAGACCAGUUUUAGAAUGAAGUCUAAAUUGAAUGAACAUGUCUUUAAUCAAGACAUAAAUAUAUACAACACUCCCGAGAGAAGUGGAAUUGAGGCUUCUGGUACCAUCUUAACAAACAUCAUCAACUCAGUCUCUGCAGAAAACCAGGAGUUCGCCAUCUCUGGCUUCUUAAAGUAUGACAAGAGCACAAACAGCCACAUGAUUUAUAUUCCCAUAUUUGAAAAUUUUGGUGCCUUUUUGGAAAGGAUUAAGGUGCUUGCUGUACAUGUUGCAGAGGCACUGCAAGACUACAUCAACAAUGAUGAGGUCAGGGCUAAACUUGAGGCUCUUCCCGAGCAGAUCAGUGACUUUGUUGCUCAAAUGAAUAUUGAAGACAAGGCAAUUCACCUGAAACAGUAUUUCACUGAUUUUACCCAAAACUAUGCCAUCUCCAUGGAAGAUGUGGAAGCCUCUUUGAGAAACUUGAAGAUUACAGUUGAGAAACUUCUGGCUGAUCUUACUGUUUACCUCCAGGACUUUGUUAGUAUGAUGAAGGAGAUUAUUGUUAGUGGCACCUUCCCAGAGGGCUUUGCUCAGCAGAUCCAGGACAUGCUGAAUGCCAUUAACGAGGAGUUUGACAUCAAGAGUAUGCUUGUGUAUGUGAUUGACACCAUAAGAGACAUGGUCCAUGAGAUUGACCUGGACAAACUAAAGGACAGCAGUAUUGCAUUCCUGUAUGAUAUCGAUGCCAAGUAUGGAAUCAAGGAUACCCUAAAAGAUUUCAUGAAUUUUAUUAGAGAAAGGAUUGAGACAUUUGACUUGGCAGAGUUUGUUGGUGAUUUGGUGAGAUUCAUUUCACAUGAAAUUAAGCAUUCCAUUCAGAACCUUGUCAAUCAGAUACCCACACAGAUUCUCAGUGAAGCAAUAGACAGUACUCUGGAAAUCAUUCAGAAUCUCAACGUUGUUGAUAACAUCAAUGCAUUCUAUGCCAAAAUGAGAGAGCUGAUUGUAAAGUUUGAGGUUGACAAAAAGGUUCAAGCUGUCUUGGAGAAGGCUGUGGAGCUCAUUAAACAGUACAAGGUUGAGGAAACCAUCAGUACUGGAGUCAAAAUAGUGAAAGAUGCAGACAUUCCUUCUAAACUUAUGCAAGUCUUCCAGGAUGUUAUCAACUACUGGAAAGAAAUCGAGGUUAAGGAUAUAAUUUACAAGGUGAAUGCAUAUAUUGUCAUUAUUGAGGAAAAAAUUAGGUCAUUUGAUUAUAAUGACUUUGUAGAUCACAUCAAUCAAGUGAUUGCAAAGUACACUGCUAAUGUAAAUGACGCGAUCAGAUCUCUUGAAAUCCCCCAGAAACUUAAGACAUCAAGAGAUUUCGUCAACUUCAUCAUGUCCUCUGUUAGGGUUUAUGUAGACCAAUUGAGAGAAGUUAAAAUUGCUGCAAAGGACAUCAUUUACAAGGUUGUGUUUAAUAAUCUGAGGCAAUUUGCUGAAAUUUUCAAGGAGAAAAUUGUGAAACUGGAUGUGAAUGCUAAAAUUAACACUUUUAUCCAGUGUGCAAGCCAGUGCUAUACAAAAUUCAGAGCAUUUGUCUCUGGUAUACUCACCAGUGUAGUUGAUCAAAAAAUCACCAGGGAGAUACUGCAGAUCAUCGAAGGGCUUGUUAGUGGACUCAUGGAAGCUGAGCUGAGUAUACCAGCCUUCACAGUUCCUCUCACCAAUCUUGUUGUGCCUUCCAUGACGGUCAGCAUAAAUAAGCUUCACCAGUUUGAAAUCCCAUCACAACUGGACAUUCCUGAGUUUAUUAUCUUGGGCUUUCACACUGUGCCUGCCACUACCCUGUCAAUCAGUGACAUUAAGCGGAGAAUCAUUGACUUCAUUGAUUCAGUUCUUAACUUUGAGCUGGAGAUGUUUAAUAUUGAUACUUCAUUUGGACACCUGACUUCAAGCUACCUUCCCACGCUGCCCGAGUUGUCACUUCCUGAAAUUACUGUACCUGAGUUCUCCUUUCUCACACUUCCUCAUUUUCCAGCAGACAAACUUGUGAACUUUCCUCUUGAAAUGCCAACAUUUAAGCUGCCAGCAAUCCCCAGUGCGAUUAUGAUUCCAGCAUUUGGUAAACUGAGCUAUGAGAUAAAGAUUAACAUCCCCAUCUACACUGCUAGGAAUGCUGCGGAAGUCCAGAAUUCACUUGAUGUAGAUGGCAAUCCACAGCUGACAGCUUUUCUGACUUCCCAAGGGACAUCGCCAACAUUUGAAAUCCUUAAUUUCAAUCUGGAUUCCAAUGCUCGGAUUGCAAUUCCCAAAGAGCAUCCUAUGACUGCUCGUGAGACCCUGAAGUUCACUCAUGAUUUCUUUGCAGUGGACCACCAAGCAUCUGUAACAUUUUCUGACUUCUCAGCUCAGGCCUCAGCCAAGACCACAAUAAAGGCCACCACAGCACUCUACAGUGCUGAGCUUUUAAAUGAAGCUUUCUUAGCCACCACAGGUGGUUUAUCUGCCUCCGUUGACACCUCCUAUAAACAUACACUCAACCUUCCCGGCCUCACUGGCGAGGCUUCUGCUACUCAAAAAUCUGUGGCCCGCCAAGAGGGUACCUCUAUUACAUUUACUGUUGAAAAUCAAGGCACUGCCACCUACAAUUCUCAUCAACUUACUCACAAGAGUGACUUACAAGUCAUAGCUAGUCCAGAUAUAGUCAAGGUGACUUUGACUGGUGACACAGAUGCAUUCCUUUUAAAGAUGAGACAGACCAUGAGUGCUGAUUUUGUCAUGUUCACCAAUUUCAAGUUUGAUGUUCGCUCUGAAGCAGAAGGCCCCUCAAUCAAAAGGAGCCUUUUAGAGGGAUCAGUAAAUGUCAAUCUACAUGACACAAAGCUCGAGUUUAAGGCCACCCACAGUACAGAUCUAACUGGUUUUAUCAGCGGUCCCUUAAACAAUGUGAUUUAUGUUGUUGUAUGUCCCACAGAGGUUGUGUUUAACUUUCAAAACAAGGGAAAUACAAGGGUCAAUUUUAAUGAUGCUUUUUCUGCCAAAAUUGAUCUGCAGAAUGACUACUCAGCAACCAUAAGACCUGACAAUCAACACAUUAACACUGUGGCUGUGGCCCGUCUUAAUCAGUACAAGCUGUUGUGGAAUUUCACUGUCGAGAACAAAGACAAGGAAUUUGCUGUUCUUGCUGCCGUGGAGGGGAAGGCAAAUCUUGAUUUCCUGACUAGGCCCAUCAGCAUUCCUGAGAUUGACCUGCCUUUUGUUGAUUUCAAGACGCCCGCCAUUAGUAACCUCAACUUGUAUGACCAAAUGGGGCUGAAAUACAUUUUGACAACCCCUGAGCAGAGUGUUGAUGCAAAUGUUAAGGUGGUUUACCAAAAAAGCCAAGCUGACCCCCUUGCCAAGAAAAUUGGUCUGAUUCCCUCUAUGGGCAACGUGAUUACAGAGCUAUCUUUCAAGUCUGCCAUUGUUAAUCUAAAUGUCAAUGCUGGGAUGUAUGCCAAAGAUGAUCUUGUGUUCCGUCUUGGAGCCACCACUGUAUCUGUGUUUGAGCCUCUAAAAGCCAAACUUGAUGGCACCACCAGUCUGACCACCAAGAGAGGAAUCAAACUGGCCAAUUCCCUGUCCCUCGAAAAUCCUCACAUUGAAGGCACUCAUGACAGCACCAUCAGCAUGAGCACUGACACUUGGGAAACUGCCAUGUCUGUGGCUACUGUUGCAAAGAUCGCACUGCCAAUACUCAACAUGGAAGCAAGCCAAAAUCUGGUUGCAGACACCAAAACCAAAGCAAAUGCUGUCUCCAGCUUUAAUGUGAAGGGUAAUUUCAACGUCCCUAUGAUCAAGGCUGCUGGAAAGGCUGAGGUAAAUCACAAUCUGAAGAUGGAGGGAACUUUUGAGUACGUUUCCAUGGAGUCAUCCACCAGAGGAAACAUGGAUGGCACAGUGUUUGAAGGCUAUCAAGUUUUGGGAGUCCUGGACAAUGAGGCAAAUCUAUACCUGAAUAGUGAUGGCCUUCGUUCCACUUCCAAGGUUACUGCUGACGCCAAGCUUAACUUUGGUGCAAUCAAAGUCAUUGGCAUGGAUGUAAAUGAGAAUCUGGAAAUUGAAGCUUCCCUGAGCCGUGUGUAUGCAGUGCUGAAGUAUACUGGCAACAACGAGGCAAACAUGUUCAAUUUCAAUACCAAGGGAAAACAUAUUGCCCAGGCUACUAUUGACUUUGCACCAACCUCUUCCUUGAUUGCUGAUUUUGAGAUGAACAUGUCUCAGCCAACCAACCUGGGUGACUUCACUAUCUUUGAGAAAACUGUUGCUGAAGUGACAGUUUCCAAACAGAAAAUCUCUACUAAUGCUAAGUUUGCCAGCCCGGUGUACGCCACAAACAUGGGCAUUGAGGUGGAGGCCAGUGUUCCUGUCUUCAAAGUCAUCUAUAAGUCGUCUGCUACCUGUCCUAUUGUCAUCUUGGAAUACGACCUGGACUCCUCCACUACCAUAAACGUUGAACAGGCUGGCCUUGGCCUGACUGGGAAGACUGUUUUUAGAAACAACGAUUUCACCAUGGACAUUGCCCCCAUUCUUUCACAUACAUUGAGUGGCUCUCAUGUCACCCUGAAUGUGGACAUAACCAGCCCUGACUUUACUGACGUGAAUUUGCGUUAUGCCAUUCGCAAAGACGGAAUCAGUGCCACAGUUUCUAUUCCAUCUACUGGUCUCCUUGGUCUUCAGCUCAAUGCCAAGAUCCCAUCGCAGUUGAAUGCCAGGCUUUAUGGCCGUUAUGCUUCCGAUCCUGGGAAAGAUGUUGAUAUCGCCACCAUCAGAGUUUCCAACAAGGACACAGACAAAAAAAUGAAUCUGAAGUUGGUCUUCAACAUAGAAGCCCCGGAAAUUAUGCUCAGGGGAUUACAGGAAAAGGUUCCUGCCAUCACCUCUUGUUUGUCUAGUUUUGCUGAAAAACAUCAACUAUUCGGACAUGCUGCUCAGCUGAAGAACAUUAUAAUGGACUCUGUUGAGGAGGCAUACAACUCUGCAAACACCCAUGCCUCACAUCUGAGCCAAGUGUCCAUCCUCUUUAGGAACACUGUCGUUCAGUACCAGAAGAAUGUUCAGGUCGUCCUGGAUGCUGCCAUCAGGGUCCUGAGAGAGACCCGGGUCAAACUGCCCGGCUCUGAAGAGAUGACCCCUCUCAUUGAGGUGAUCAACAAACUGACCACUAGAAUUACCAAUAUGCUAGAGAAGGCAAGUCACAUGGUGUCUGUUAACAUUGAAUAUGCUUUCAAUGCAGUGGUUGGCAUGAUCAGUAAAAUUGAAGUUACAAUGCCUGUUGGUGAUGUCAUGGCUGGAGCCAAAAUAAUCAGACAAAUCAAGGAGUGGCUAAAGACUACUCCUAAUCCUGUUGUGGGUAUUUUGAAGCACCUGAAGAGUUUGGACAUGUCUCUGGAAAAACUGGGUGACGCCCUAAAAGCCUUUGUUAACAAAGCUCAAGACUUUAUUGAUAACAGCCUGAAGUCUGAUGUCCUCGAUACCAUUGCUGUCUACAUUAAUGCUUUCUAUGUUAAACAAGUAAGCUUAAUGAAAACAGCCAAAGAGUGCUUAAACUCAGUUGUGACCACCGAAUAUAUGAAUGACAACAUCAACUAUAUUCUGAACGUUAUCAGAUCCGCAGUGAAUCGACUCAGCAGCACUGUUACUGAUUAUGUGCAGCAGGCUCCUGCUCAGUAUAGGUCUUAUUUAAAAGUAAAGGGUAAAAAGCUGGAGAUUAGUAUUUAAUUUCACCUCCUCAUCAUCUCCCAAAAACGUGUAAGUGUUCAAAAGUUGUUCAACAUUGUUUCAAAAGUAAAUGGAAAAAAAAGAGAUCAACAUUAUUUGCCUUGUUCAUUUUUGUUUAAAAUAUGUGGGGAAAAAAAAUGUAAACUAGCACAAUAUUACAUGUAGCAACAGCAUAUAUUAACCUGUAUACCAUUUGUUAUAUGUCUAAGUUUUCUGUUUACUGGUCAGUGGUGUGAAGUAAAGUCUAUUUACUGAAUGGCAUUGAACUACAGUCCCUUUUUCUCCUCAUAUGUAUAAAGUCACUUGCUUCUAAAUGAGCACAGGAAAACAAUUUUUGAUAAGUUGACAUAAGUUAAACAAUCUUAGCAGGUAGCAAGUGGAAUGACAGGGUUAUAUUUUAUUCUGUGCAAGUAAAAUCGAAAUAAAACUGAACUGAGUGUUAACAUUGGAACUAACAAAUGUAUUGGUGCAAUGUGAAUAUGUAAAAACAAUGUGUAUCACUUAAAAUAAAGACAAAGUUAAGCCAAA
Amphiprion ocellaris (clown anemonefish) is the source of this 12080-nucleotide messenger RNA. RefSeq names its product apolipoprotein B-100-like. The record is from RefSeq and is a predicted model, not a curated record. Bases 219 to 11552 code for a protein of 3777 amino acids. Gene Ontology annotation, molecular function: low-density lipoprotein particle receptor binding; cholesterol transfer activity. Gene Ontology annotation, cellular component: low-density lipoprotein particle; mature chylomicron; very-low-density lipoprotein particle. Lineage: Eukaryota; Metazoa; Chordata; Actinopteri; Pomacentridae. The transcript is spliced from 29 exons. Gene Ontology annotation, biological process: cholesterol transport; lipoprotein transport; triglyceride mobilization.